This is a messenger RNA of Electrophorus electricus (electric eel), 786 nucleotides long. Lineage: Eukaryota; Metazoa; Chordata; Actinopteri; Gymnotiformes; Gymnotidae. The record is from RefSeq and is a predicted model, not a curated record.
AUGGAUGACAAAGAGACCAAGCCGGAGCUCUUCAGCGUCUCGUGUGCAGAGAGAGAACAGGAAAAGCAACAGCAGAAGACCCGUGCAGGGCGCGUCUUCGAGCGCUACGUGCAGCCGUGCCUGGCCGAGCUUCUGGGCUCUACCCUCUUCAUCUUCGCCGGAUGCGUCUCUGUCGUCAGCAACGCUGGCGUGCCAGGCACCAUGCAGCCAGCGCUGGCACACGGACUGGCACUGGCUAUUGUCAUCGCGGUGUUCGGGGAGAUCAGUGGGGGUCACUUUAACCCGGCCGUGUCUGUGUGUGUUUACCUCACCGGAGGGAUGGAGCUGAUCCUCCUUCUUCCGUAUGUUCUUGCCCAAAUGUUUGGUGGGAUGAUUGGGGCCGGUCUUGUGAAAGUUAUCUCCCCAUCCAUCGAAUAUAACAAUGUAUCUGGAGCUGCAUUCAGUGCAGUCAAGUCUACUGAGGACAUUGGAGCGGUUACAGUGUCUGAGGUGGUGAUGACUCUCUUCCUGACCAUGGUCGUCAGCAUGGCUGCUGUGAAUGGGAAGACCCGCAGUCAGUUCGCGCCCUUCUGCAUUGGACUUACAGUUACAGCAAACAUCCUAGCUGGUGGUAUGAUCUCUGGAGCCUGCAUGAAUCCUGCCCGAGCGUUUGGGCCAGCAGUGGUGGCUAGUUACUGGGAUUACCACUGGGUCUACUGGGUUGGCCCGCUCGCUGGUGCAAUGCUGACUGUCAGCAUUGUCAGGUUUCUGCUUGGAGAUGAGAAGACCCGCAUUAUAAUGAAGUAA